Fonsecaea nubica is the source of this 1248-nucleotide messenger RNA. RefSeq lists its product as hypothetical. Lineage: Eukaryota; Fungi; Ascomycota; Eurotiomycetes; Chaetothyriales; Herpotrichiellaceae. The record is from RefSeq and is a predicted model, not a curated record. Gene Ontology annotation, molecular function: 2-oxoglutarate-dependent dioxygenase activity. The transcript is spliced from 2 exons. Gene Ontology annotation, cellular component: cytoplasm. The coding region runs from base 1 to 1248 and encodes 415 amino acids.
AUGGCGCCUCACGCUGAGGAACCUACCUUGUUGGACUAUCAGCCAUACUCGGCCGGUCCACUGAAGACUAAGGCCCCGGAUACAGCGCCUUCGUUAGACCAGGAGUCUUCACCCAGUACUGCCAGGGUCGAAACCAAGCUAUCAGAGACAUACGAGCCAGGUCAUGUACAGCCAGACGGUCAUGAAUUUUAUCCAUACGAUUCCCUUCGUCCACGCUUCCCUGAUAUCCAUUGGGAUGCGCUGAAGGAUAUCCCUUAUGAAGACAAAGGCCUCCGUGGAGAUCCGCGGUUCCGGAAUCUUCUUGACGCUGCCGAAGAUGUGUUUGACUACAUCCCAAAGAUAGGCACGGAGAUCACUGGCAUCAAGCUGACCCAGCUCACCGAUGCGCAAAAGUGUGAUCUGGCCCGGCUUGUCGCAACGCGUGGGGUCGUCUUCUUCCGUAACCAGGAAGAUUUCGACAUCGAGGCCCAAAGGGAGCUGGGAAAGUUCUUCGGCACGCUCCACAGACACGCUACGACUUCGGUGCCCGAGAAGGAAGGGCUUGAAGAUGUCCAUGUUAUCUACACGACAGAGCAAUCGUUGGACCAACGUGCUCUCUUUACGCCGACGUAUCUGUGGCACUCGGAUGUAAGCUAUGAAGUUCAACCUCCGUCAUAUACCUCUCUCAAAGUAUUGAGCGGUCCACCACGAGGUGGCGGAGGCGACACGCUCUGGUGCUCGCAGUAUGCCAUCUACGAUGUUCUGUCAGCACCCAUGCAGAAAUAUCUCGAAAGCCUGACAGCGCUCCAUUCGGCAGAGGAGCAAGCCCAAGGAUCUCGUGCAGCUGGGAGACCCGUCCGGCGCGAACCCGUCACUACCGAACACCCCUUGAUCCGUGUCAACCCAGUCACAGGGUGGAAGUGCCUAUUUUUCAAUCCAGGCUUCGUCAAAAAGAUUGUCGGUGUCCCCAGGGCCGAGAGCGACGCCAUCAUUCGAUACCUCAACGAACUCAUCACAACGACCCAAGAGGCGCACGUGCGUCUUCAAUGGGGAAAGCACGAUGUCGCCAUCUGGGACAACCGGUGCACAAUUCACAGCGCCACGUUCGGCUUCCAACCGCAUCGACGACAUGGCGUGCGGGUUACCGUGACUGGGGAGAAGCCAUACUUUGAUCCUGUCGGAAAGUCCCAGGAGGAAGAGUACAAUAAGAAAUGGGGCCUGCCACAGCCCAAUAAGGAUGGGUCGGGAAGAUCAAACUACAACGACUAA